This is a messenger RNA of Linum trigynum, 5037 nucleotides long. The record is from the annotation of a GenBank genome assembly. Lineage: Eukaryota; Viridiplantae; Streptophyta; Magnoliopsida; Malpighiales; Linaceae.
GGCUAAAAUAUAAUGUAUUUUAAAGUUAUUCAAUGGUUCAACCUCGACCAACCCAAUUAGUCCAAUUUUUAUCAUUUCAAAUAUAUAUUUUAUAAUUAUUUGACAUCAUAAUGAUCAAAUUAUAGUGUAUUUUAUAGGGAAUCGUUUGGUAUUUGUUAGUAAAAAACUAAACAUAAAGAUCUAUUUGGUUAUUUUAAACAUUAAAACGAUCCUAAACAUUUUCAGUUCCUUUUGAAUUUAUAUGGUUUUAUUCCCAAAUAAGUCAUGUGCAAAUGGCGAAUUGUAGUCGUCUCUUUUCUUUCACUAUUUUUUAUUUUCAAAUAGAAAGUUUAAAAGUAAAGAAUAAUUAGAAUUUGGCAUGGGUCGGUCAAACAGGUUGAAUUUCAAGUUUUGGCCUGUUUGUUUUAUGCAUUGCAAAUUUAUUAGCAUGUUGAUGGAAAUGGCUUGGAAAAAAGACAUAUAAGUUGUACCUUUGCAGAAAUGUCCUCAAAUGUUUGAAUGCUUUGUGAAUCAGGUUCUGUGACUUUUGUGAUGGUGUAUGUGCUUGACGAUUGCUCGAUGUUGUAACUACUUAAUUUGAGAGUAAAUCUUUUGAUUUUCCCUAUGAGUUGUGAUACCAGUUCUGGUGGUUGCAGCAUGUUGUCGUUGUUGGACUGUAAAAGUUGUUCCGUCGUGAUGAUAAAUACCUUUCUUUCUUUUUUAACAAAUUGUGUAGUAGUGCUAUGAAACAGACCACCCAUGAACGCUACGCUUAUUAUGGUCUGUUCUUACUUCCGGUGGUGAGAAAUUGUGAAUUGAGAAUCAUAUUCGCCUACCGCACUGUGUCUGGUUGGUGGCUGCUUACUAUGCUCUCUAGAGUUAUGAAACAGACUACCCAUGAACGUUACCCUUAAGAGUCCAUAACUUUGCGAAAAACCAAAUUUAGGCAAUCAAAGGUGGUGGAUGUUUGAUGAUUUUUUAUGGCUUAAUUGUUUGUGAAUUGGAUAUCUGAUCUUUGUAUGAUUAGAGGGGAUGUUUGCUUAAUAGAAUAAUCCAUUUUAAUUCAUAUUUAUUUUUAACAUGAACUUUAGUAACUCAAAACCUUCGAGACACAUAUCACCUACUGCAUUGUAUCAUUUUGCCUGGGUGCUUGCUGUGUUGUCAAACUUCUUUGCUGCUGCUGCAUUUACACUAACAGGGGAGUUAAGAACCCAUGAAUGUUUCCGUUUGACACAAACAAGAGGACUUACUUCUAAAUCGUGCACUAAAGAUGAUUGGAGGAAACAUCUCUGUUGCAGUUGAUACACUGGAGACCAGAACAAAAGCAACGUAUAACAUCAAAACCAACCAUCUGAACUAUUAGCAUUGUUGGUUUACUCUUUUUUCGUGGUUGAGUAUCCUUCAAAAAAUUUAGUUUGAUUUUAGAAAAUUUUGUUUCUGCAGUCCUGUCUUGCCACCAACGCGUUCAAUAGAUGGAGAUGGCAGAGGCGAAGGCUAUUUUUGUGUUGUUGUUGCUGGUUUAGGGAUCGGUUUGUGAAGAAGAGGGAGAAGAGAGGGGGAAAGGGAAAUGCAUGAGAGGGGGAUAACUCUUUUCUCCGACAAAAAUGGAGUGAAGAAAGGAAUUAUGAUCAGUAAGGAUAUGGUUAUCUUACAUAACUGUGUCUAUUCUGUUUGAAUUGAGCUUGGGAGGUAGUGAUAAGGACGAGCUGCAACCAAUUCAUAGUGAUAAGAGUGCUAUGAACUGUGAUCAUGUAUUAUUUCAAGUUAGAAGGUAGUUUCAGUAUAAGGAUUAUUUAAUUUGACAAGUUGUUUCGUCCAUGAUUUUUGGUAGUUUCAGUGCCAUUCUAGCCAUUGUUUAGUCUGUAAUUUUUGAGAAUUGAUGUGCGAGUAAUGACUUUCACUUAGCUUCAACUAUUAUGUGUGUAUUUAUUGGCAUGUGAUAGAAUUCUCUUUUCCUUUUCUUUGAUAUCAGUUUCAUACUCUAAUUGUAUCAUUUGUACAUAGGCAAAUCAUGCUCGAGAUGACAACUCGCCGAUAUGGCUGGUGCAAGGAAUGAAGCCAUCAUUAAAAUUCAGACCGACAACGGGGAGGGAUGCCUAGGACUAAUUCAACGAUGAUUGAUGAUGGUAUGAUAAAAACUGCAGUCUGCAUCAGCACCAAUUUCUAGGACUAAGUAAAGUUAUUCAACCCAGAACUCUGCUUAGCGCUAAAAAUUGCCCUCACCCAACAUUGAUCCUGUUUGACCCACCUCUGAAGAGUCAAGAUAUAUUACUAAUUCUCUCUGUUCGUAUUUUCUUAUUGACUCUUUCUUACCAUUUAGGUUGGGGCGGGUCGGGAAGAAUCAGAUUAGUGGGUCGGUCCUAAUCAAGUGGAAUCACAAUCCCUUCACUCUCACUUACUUUCUCUCCCAUUCCACAAGUGGGUAACAUACAGUAAUCCGGCCAACGGGCCGGGUAACAGGGUAACAAGCUAGUUGCAAUAUAUCGACUAUAGGGUUUGCAAGCCAGCACUCUGAAGGAUCGGCCAAAGCAGCGAAUGGGAAGGUCCAACUGGAAGAAACCCUAAAGCUGUAUUUAACCCUGAAGGUUCCUCCUCUGCCUCUUCCUUUUUUUCUAUUCGUUUCCCCUCACGUCAGUGGCCAUAUUCAAUCUCGCCGCUGCGCCGUCGCUAUUGUCCUUCCCUGCCUCCGCCUUCCUAGUUCUGUCUAUUCAGAGACCCGCUCUUCUUCUCUCCGCCAUUCUGCCUCACCUAUCUGACAUUAGCGUCUUCAGUGUGAGCACCCCUACGUCAGACUUGUGCUUCUGGGUUUUCUUGUGGUUUACGUCUCCUCACAUUUGCUUCUAUGUCUGUGUUCUGCUCGGAGUUUCUGUGGUUUGUGUUGAAAUUUCAUUGUAGUUGGGUAUAGAAGGUGGCUGAUUCAUUUCUCUGGGGUUUGCUAUUUCUGAAUUUUCAAGAAAGGAAGCAUUUUGACGACUAACAGAAGCAGUAUCUAGUCAAAUGAUUAUACUAGUAGGACUAGGACCAGUUUUGUGGUUUCCCAUUAGGGUUAAAUAUCUUGUUAUUUUUGCUGGUCUUGGGAAGUAAUUUUGGGACUCUGGUGUUCUUGCUAUUUUGAUUUCUUCUUUAAUUGGUAACUAGCUAGGAGAUGAUCUGGGCAUGCCUUGUUCUCAUGGCGAAAUCGAUCAGGCUAAUAUGCUAUAAGGAUGGGUGUUUAGGAUUGCUACUGUUGUGGUUUCUUGUAAUUUCUGUUUCCCUUGCACUGAUCCUCUGGUUGUGAUGAUCAUAGCCUUCCAGUGUUGUGGUUGACAUUCUGCUUCGGGUUCACCUCGUGUCUUUGUUUAAUCUGAUCAUCUACCUUACUGUGAAGUGUGUUGUACAUAGAACUUUGGCGCUGCUUACUUGUUUUACUCGUCCUGGAAAAUGAUGGACUGUGAGAUAGCUGAUGAUGGAGAGGUCUACAUCGACGAUGCUGACAUAAUCACUGAGACCACCCUUGAUGAUGAAGAUCUUCCUGAUGGCAGUGAUGAAGACGACGAGUAUGAUGAACAGGCUGACUUUGAUGAGGACCUGGGCGAUUCAAUAUACAAAUUUACUGGCCAUACAUCUGGAGUAUUUGCUCUUGCAUGCAGCCCGACAAAUCCUUUGUUGGUAGCAACCGGAGGUGGUGAUGACCGAGGAUUUCUUUGGAAGAUAGGACAGGGAGAUUGGGUUGCUGAACUUGGAGGUCAUAAGGAAACUGUCACUAGCUUAGCAUUUAGUAGCGACGGACAGUUUCUUGCUUCUGGGGGACUUGAUUCUGUUGUUAAUGUCUGGGAUGCAUCUGGAAAUUUCAAAUGUAAGCUUGAAGUACCUGUCCCGACUGGGGGCUUUGAGUUGAUCAGUUGGCAUCCUACAGAUCAUGUAGUCUUGGCUGGUUCAAAUGAUUUCUCUGCUAGGAUGUGGGGACUCAACACAGGUGCUUUCACUGAAUUGUCUGGCCACAGGGGAAGUACCUGUGGAGAUUUCACACCUGAUGGCAAAACCAUAUGCAUCGGUUCCAGUGAUUCGACUUUGAGAAUAUGGACGUCAGAAACUGGGGAUCCUAUAUAUGUUGUAGGAGGCCAUCCCUAUCACAGUAAAGGACUAACUUGCUUAGCCAUCACCUCUGAUUCACGUUGUGCUCUGACUGGUUCUGAGGAUGCUUCUGUGAAAAUUGUGAACAUUAAGACUGGAAAGGUGGUCGGUACGUUAUCGCCUGGUCACUCAAAAACAGUUAAUUGCAUCGGUUUGUCACGUUCACCAAGCUUCUUCCCUUGUGCGGCGACUGGGGGCGAAGAUGAGAGACUUGUUAUCUGGGAUCUUGAACGUUCAUCUCCUCGCAGCAUAUGCAACCUUGAGAGUGAAGUGACGUGCUUGACAUGGAUAGGCACGUCGAGGUAUGUGGCUGCUGGAUGGGGAUAUAGUGAUAUGGGACGGUCUGUCUGGAGACAAGGUGAAGACAUUUAGGGGGCAUAGCGAAUGCAUAGAGUCUUUGUCCGUGAGCUGUAAUCAAGAUUUUCUGGUUUCGGCGUCAGCGUCGGCCUCAGGAGAUGGUACUGGUAGUCAUGGUACUGCCAGAGUCUUUGAGAUUGCAGGAUUCAGAUAACAAGAAGCGUCUCCAUUUCCCCCAAUAUUUAAGAACAGGAUUGAUAGUAGUAGUUUUUUCCCACUCUAGAUUUGCUGCAUUCUGAGGGAUUCACUGAAGGUUAUUUGGGAAUUUGCCCAGUUUUCUGUUAUUUUCCUAAUAAUUUUAUGUUUUACAUCUUUGGAGCCUGGAGGUCCGCCAUACUUGACUAGUAGGAGGUGUCAAGCUCGGGGGGUCUUGAUGACUAGAGUGUUCUUGCUUGUGAUGGCUUCAUUGACUAGCCAUCAUGCUUGACACCUAGGAAGAUUAUUAUUCAAUUUAAAUCAAUUUAUUUAACUAACCAUUCCCAUUGGUAUCUCUUCCAAAACGUGUUUCAAUUUUGUAUUCGAUUAUUGAGAAAAUUAUAGGUUUUCAAGCAAUUGAUUCGGAUUCACUAAUCAACGCGAAGGAUACGU